GAGGCCGACUGUGUCACACGGUCACACUGUCAAGAAAACAUCAGACACACCUGAAGGCAGCGCUGCUCCCAUCCUACGUGAAUGCAGCAUAAACUGUUGAGGUGAUCCAUGGCAACAGAGAGGAGCAGCAACCAACCGCCGGAGCCUGCUGCUGUCCUGCUCACACUCCUUCUUCUCUCUCACACACCUUCAAUCUCUACACACUCUCCGUCAAAUGUAGCCGGAAUGAACCGAGGAGGAAUCACUCUUGACGGCUACCGUUGAGAACAUUUUCGGUACAUCAAGGUGACCGACCAGGGAGAGCCAGAAGACAGCGGCAGGUGACCGCAGACAGGACCCGCAGCUCGGACCGUUGACAACGGACACAUUUAUUUUUUUGAAUCUGGCAGCUAACGGUUCUGGAGCUUUAAAUUCGGUGCACUAGUCCAACCUCCAAGCAAAAAUGAAACCAAUUUGUAACAGUUUGUGGGCUAAAAGGGCUUCAUAUAUUUGAUUUAAUUCAUCCCAGUCCACCUCCACCUGCUCCACCUCCCUUAUAGCACCGUCCAGUUUAUCAUUACAUCCAUAUAUCUCUCUCUUUAAGCAUCUGAAAUCGUUGUGAAGAUGGCGACUGGGUCGGGUUGGCAGCAGUAUUACUGCCCUGCCGGUCAGGGGAAAUUCAGUUCAUCCACAGGAACCAGCAUGUCCUUCCAGACCGGCAUCACCAUGGAAUAUACCCAAGACCUGCACCUGAAGAUGAGCAAGAAAAUAGCACAGCUAACAAAGGUUAUCUAUGCACUGAACACGAAAAACGACGAGCACGAGGCGGCCAUCGCCACUCUGAAGGAGGCCCAUGAGGAGGAGGUGCAGCAGAUUCUGUCCGAGACCAGAGAGAAGAUACUACAGGUCUUUACAUUUAAUUACAAGAGCAAGAUCAGCGAUGAGAUGGACCUGAAGAGGCGGAUCCAGUCUCUGGAGGAGUCCAUGGAGCUCCAUGAUAGGAUGAAGAGGCAGGCGCUGGCCGAGUUCGAGAGCUACCGUCAGAGGGUGGAGGACAUGCAGCUUUGCACCGAGGCUCAGCACACGCAGCGCGUGGUGUCCAUGUCGAGGGAGGUGGAGGAGAUGCGGCGGUCCUUCGAGGAGAAGCUGCGUACGUUCGGCCAGGCCCAGACCCAGUUUGAGCAGGAGAAGAGGGUCGCUCUGGAGGACCUGAAGGGCCAGCACAGGCAGGAGGUCCAGGAGCUCCUCCUUAGCCACCAGAGCCACAACGCAAACUACAGUAAAGACCAGGAGAAACUGGGGCAUCUCCAUAAAGCCGAGGUGGAAUCUCUGACGGAGCGGGUGGAGGAACUCAAACAGGACAAGAAGAGACUGGUGGAGGAGUACGAGGCCAAACUCAGCAAGGCUCAGGCCUUUUACGAGCGCGAGCUGGAGGCCAUGAAGAGAACUCAGCAGCUGACUGCCGACAACCUGUUGGCAUGGAAACGCACUGAGUCCGAGCUGCGGCGGGAAUUCCAGACUCAGGAGGCGGCGCUCCAGAAAACCCUGGGAAAACUGAGGACCGAGUUGGCCAGGGUAACGAAUGAAGCCCGGGAAAACCGGGAGAAGUCCCACAAGCUCCAGGCGUCGCUCAACACCGCUGACAGGGACGUCAAGGACUUAACCAAGCAGCUGGACGAGGUGACCCAGAACUCAGAAAUCGUGGAGAUCCGUCAGAAGGAAGCCGAGUGUGAACUAGAGGCAGCCAGAGACCGAGUUCAGCAGCAAGCAACCGAAAUACUGCUCAAAGCCAGUCAGAUAAGCAGCCUGCAGGCCACCCAGAUGACCCAGGAGGCAGCCAUCAGGGACCUGGACAACGAGCGGAGCCGGCUGAAGGACAAAGUGCUGAGGAUGGAAGAAGAAAGGGAGUCCCUGCAGAGCCAGAGCCAGGCACUGGACGAAAGACAGAGACAACAGCUCCAGUCCCUGGAGAAGACCCUGCGUGAGGAGAAGAUGUCCCACGAGAAGGACAUGAACAAUAUGCAGGCUCGGUCCGAAGACGAGGCCAGCCAGAUGAAGGAGGGCCAGGCUCGAGCUCUGGAGGAAGUCGCCAAGAAACACAGAGUGACCCUGGAGAACGCUCUCAACAACGCCGAGAAGGAGAAGAACCGCAUGCUGGCCGAGCUGGAGCAGCAGUUUGAGAGGGAGCGCCUCGCGCUGGAGGAGCAGAAGACGAUUCUCAGGCAGCAGCUGGACGAGCUGAGUGAGGAGCUCACCGCCAAACUCACUGCCGCCAGUCAGGAGGUGGUGCGGCUGCAGGAGGAGGUGCAGCAGGGCGAGCAGGACGUGGGGACAGCUGAGGUACAGAUCUGCACAAUGAAGGAGGCGCAGGACAAACUGCUGGAGGAGCUGGAUGCUACCAGGGCCCGACUGAGAGAGACCAGCAACCUGCUGACUGCACUGCAGGGGGAGUUGGAGAUCCAAAAGCGUCAGCAUGAAGCCAAACUCAUCACCACCAAAGAAGAAGAAAAACUUAAGAUGGACAAGAUGGCUCUGGAGCUGGAGCUCAAAUGGACCGAAACACUCAGGCAGGAGUGUAAGAAGCUACGGGAGGAGCUGAGAGAGGACCACGAGGAGGACAAGGCCUCAGCGCUGAGUCAGCUGGCACAAAGCAAGGAGCAGGAAAUGAGCAGCGCCAGGGAGAGCUGGCAGAGGAAAGUGGAGGACCUGCUGGAACAGAUCUCCCUGUUGAAGCAGAGCCUGGAGAUGCAGCUGUCCCAGUCGCAGUCGUCGCUGCAGCAGCUGCAGCACCAGUUCAGCCAGGAGAGGGAGCACCUGAGGAUGCAGCUGGACGAGCUGCAGACGGAGCACCAGCGGCGACAGCAGCGUCUGCAGGAGGUGCACUGCUGCUCCAUGCAGGACAUGGAGCACGCCCGGAAGAGAGACCUGAAGGAGUUGGAGGAGCGUCUCCGCCAUCAUCACCAUGCAGAGCUGCAGUCUCUCAGAGAGGCUCACCGCCAGAGCAUCGAGACGCUCAAACAGCAGUCAGAACAAGAGCUGCAAACACUCCGCUUUGAACUGGAGGACGAGGGCAAAGCCAUGCUGGCCUCUCUGCGAUCAGAGUUGAACCACAUCCACGCGUCAGCCAUCGAACACCUGAGACAAACCCACCAACAGGAGUCAGCUGCUGCCAAGCUGGAGCUAGAGAAAACACUUGAGAACAACCGGAUACAGGAGCGUGAGCUGUUGGGCCGGAUCACUGAGCUGCAGGAGGAGGUCUCCAGGAGGAAGAACCACAUCGCUCAGCUGGACCACCAGAUCCACACACUCAACGAGAACAUCAGCACUCUGACUAAAGAGCUGGAGCUCAAGGGCAAGGAGGUGCUCAAGAUCCGCAGCGAAGCCAAUCAGCAGAUCAGGGCUCACGAACAAGAGUUGACGAAGAGGCACGAGAGGGAACUCGCCGAAAUGAGCGCCGUCCACAGCAGAGAGACGCAGAACAUGCUGUCAGACUUCAACAAAGCCCAGGAAGUGCUCAAAGACAAGAUCUCCGCCCUCCAGAUACUGCUGGAAGGAACAGAGGACAAGUUCAGGAACAGGGAGAGUCGUCCUGAGGAUCUGCAGAUCAUCGCUGAGCUGAAAGACAUGGUGUCUGAGAGGGAAUCUCUCGUCAAGAAACUGGUGUCCCGCGAGUCUUCAGUCAGCUCACAUGGUUUUCUCCUCCAGGACGAUAAGAAGUUCUAUCAACUGGAGCUCGUCAAUAGGGAGACCAACUUCAACAAAGUGUUCAACGCCAGUCCCAACGUAGGAGUUAUCAACCCGCUCAUUAAGCAAAAGAAAAAGAAUGAGAAAACAGCAGCCAGCAGAUUCAGCAGCUCUCCUAAUGUCAGGGCUCUGGAGGCAGCGGGUAUGGGCGUGGGCGUGGCGGGUUCAGGAAGUGGGCAGCCCCCACUGCCGCCACCCCCGCCCCCAGCCCAGCCCAGCCGCCUAGAGCCCCUCCCCAACUCCCCCCUCCACCACCUUGAACUCAACUCCAACAAACCUCUUCCCCCGCCGACCCCUCCCACCGAACCCAAGAAAUUCAUGAGCAUGUUGCACACGCUGCACUUUUUCCUCCUCAACUCCAAGCGGGAUUUUGUACAAUUUUGCUACCCCUCCUGAAACGAAGGACUCCACCAUCGACUCCCCGGACGCCCAGCGCCAAGAGUGGUUCGCUCAAUACUUCUCCUUUUGAUUGACCACAACAAACCUGCAAACACAAGGAUUCAGCAUGUCAACUUAAAGAGAAAAAAAAACAGAAAAAAAGAGAAAAAACUAUUUGUUCUUUAUCGUCAUUGAUUGGUUUGGGGGAUCAAUUCACUUUAAAUUCAGUCAACCGAAGCUGUAAUUCAUGACUCGAUGUCAUUCAUUCGGUAAACAUUGUAAUGAUCAUCCACUUCCUGUUGUUGACUGAGGUGAAACUGAAUUGAACCCUGAAUCCUGACUGUCAAAUGUCAUCACUCUGAUCUGAUUUGAUUGUUUGAUUCUCUCUGAUUGUUUCACUGUGGACGAGUUUCUCUCUUAGUACAGUGACAAUGAUCAUCAGUAUGUUUGAUGUUUAUUUCAUUUCUUUACUUCCUAACUUAUUUUGCAGUUUCUUGGAACUAGAAAAAAAUAUGAGUGGUGCAUUAUCAUGCUGCUAAUUGCCAUCGUUGGACUACAGUAAGAAAUAUAAAUAUAUAUAAAGAAAUAUACAGUAGGUUAUUGUGCUCUCUCUGUACGUGGGCCCACUGCAUACAGCAUCUUAGACUAGGAGCGCUGAUCUAAGGCCAGUUUGCCUCCUCAUUUAUGGUGACAUUUACAUGGAACCUGAUCCUAGAUCAGUUACACUUCUCUGAUAUGCUCCAUGAAUACAGGCUCUGAUUUUAGGACGGCACCAUCAUGGCAAGUUUGUUACAGCUGCAUAGCAGAUUUUGGUAGAAUAUUAAAACCUGUUUGUAUGGUUGUCUGUCUCAACACAGAUAUAAUGAUGUCUCACCAAUUUUAAAAACAAAAAUAGCAUAUUUUAUAUUUAUAUUAUAAUGUGUAUGCUUAAUAAAUAAUUAUUGUGACAUUUA
Molecule: messenger RNA, 5054 nt
Organism: Sebastes umbrosus (honeycomb rockfish)
Lineage: Eukaryota; Metazoa; Chordata; Actinopteri; Perciformes; Sebastidae
Gene: fam184a
Product: family with sequence similarity 184 member A
Exons: 24
Coding region: 604-4119 (1171 amino acids)
Source: RefSeq, a predicted model, not a curated record